CGAUUACGUCGAAUGAUUCCCAGAGAACAGCGAUUCAUCGCCGACUCGCAGAUUCUUUCCGAGUUCAUCCCUUCCAAACACUUCAAGUAUCGGCCGAAUUGUUACGGACAAGAUACAACAUCAAUGGCAGAAUGCAAGAGGAGCGAAAUUGGACAAAAAGCGUACUGGGAAUUUAUCAAAGCGCUUGAAAAAGUAGAUCAAGUGGAGAAGGGCUGGAAUGAAGUUGCUUUGGAGAGUUGCGAGGACGAACCUCUGGUCUCGAGAUAUGUCGAAAGACUGAGGGAGCGAGCAGAAAGAUCUGCUGAUAACGUCAUACUGAAAGGGCUCGAUCGUCCAGCCAUUCGAUUUGGAACAUUCAAAUACUUGACAAGCAAACGAGAAGAGCAUUUUGACUCCUCAGCUACCGUCAUGUCCUGCGCCACUCUUGCGUUGUACGCGUACAACAUCUGGAGUCAAUACACCGGAAUUUUGAGGAUCACCGAUGACAACAUGAUAAAGAAUAGGUGGAUUGACAUCAAUCUGCUGGACUUGCUAUGGUUGUACUUUUGCUGGAAGGAAUGCUUCUUGCUAUCUGUACCGGUCUCUCUAGUGAUAAUUGGAGUCCUCCUUGCUUUCGUUACAGCAGCAUUGUCUCCUGCCGUGAUAAUAGCAAAACAUAUGUAUAAGAAUGUAAAUUGGAACACAAUCUUGCUCUCGCAUGUUAUUCCAGCGAUCCAGGAUAUACUGUAUCUGACAGCUUUUUCUGUUUUGAACCUGUCUACCUCCUGGAGAAUGAUAGUAAUUGCCGUCCAGAUUUUCCAGAAGUCAGUAAAUCCAAGUUUGAAGGAUUUUAGUGUGGUGUUGACCACCAUCUCAAAUUUGAUAUUCGACAUGGUUAUUGUGAUGCUCCUGGAACAGCAAGACAAACCAUCGGCGAGCGGGCAAUUGCCAUCUAUCCUCAUCAGUAUGGGGAGAUUGCUGAUCGUCUUGAAUUCCCAACACAUGGUUUUAGAUGAUAUUUGUGACGUGCUUAGAGAUAUCAACGAGAAUCGCCUAAACAAGUUUGAAUUGGCUUUGAGCCUCGUUAAGCUGCAAGAACGUCUCCUCGAUGAUGAUAUUCAGUAUGCCGAAAAACAUUUAUCGCAAGCGAUUCAGUGAUAGCAAACAUUCAGAUACAACUUCGUGGAACACUUUUACACAGGAACCAAUGUGCCUUUCAUUCCUGAUACUGAUAAUGUAGAUAGAAACAGACUAGAAGUGAAGUCAGAAUAGAAACAGGGUGGAGUAAAUACAUUCUUGUGGUCGUU
This is a messenger RNA of Guillardia theta CCMP2712, 1286 nucleotides long. RefSeq lists its product as hypothetical. The transcript is spliced from 16 exons. Lineage: Eukaryota; Cryptophyceae; Pyrenomonadales; Geminigeraceae. The record is from RefSeq and is a predicted model, not a curated record. The coding region runs from base 13 to 1137 and encodes 374 amino acids.